Salvelinus namaycush (lake trout) is the source of this 2118-nucleotide messenger RNA. Its product is annotated as protein shisa-3 homolog. The transcript is spliced from 2 exons. The coding region runs from base 416 to 1273 and encodes 285 amino acids. Lineage: Eukaryota; Metazoa; Chordata; Actinopteri; Salmoniformes; Salmonidae. The record is from RefSeq and is a predicted model, not a curated record.
AUGGUUUCCAAAAGAACGCUCUGAAGAGAAGAAAUGUCUGGGUAAAGUUCAGAUACACUCUCGGUUACAUAUCUGAUUGUCUUUGCCUGCACAAUAAUUACACGUUGAGAAGAGACUGAAACAAUCAUUCACCUGGACAAACUUGAGAGUUCAAUUCAAGCUUAUUUUACACGUGUGACCUGAUACUGGUUCGAUUUUGGAUGAGGAGAGUAUAUGCCAAAUGGAUAUAAAUGCAAAAAUUCGUAUGGUUGAAUUAAAAUCAAACGAAUGAUGACAAUUAAAACACCAUUGAAACUGUAGGUAAUUCAACCGUGGAACUGUUUCAAACCGAAUUCAUCAUGCGAAUAUUUUAAAGUCAAGGUAGGAGUUAAGGAAUACUGUGUAGGCUACUGGGUUAAAAUAAGGUUUUGUCGGGAUGAUGCGACUGCUAAACUACCUCUUGCUGGGCUACCUGACCUGGAAUCUACGGAUAUCAGACGCACAAGGGGAGUACUGCCAUGGGUGGCUGGACAGUAACGGAAAUUACCACGAAGGCUUUCAGUGUCCGGAGGACUUUGACACCAUGGACGCGACCGUGUGCUGCGGGUCUUGCUCCCUGCGGUACUGUUGCGCGGCUGUGGACGCACGGCUGGAUCAGGGAAGCUGUACCAACGACCGAGAACUGAAUAACACGGAGUUUGCAGCGCAGCCUAUCUACGUGCCCUUUCUGAUGGUGGGCUCCAUCUUUGUGGCCUUCGUGGUGGUGGGCUCCCUGGUUGCCGUCUACUGUUGCACCUGCCUGCGGCCCAAGCAGCCUACCCAGCAGGCUAUCCGCUUCUCGCUGCGCAACUGCCAGGGCGAGACCAUCCCCAUGAUCCUGACCACUGCGCCACCCGGCCUGCGCACCCCCUCGCGCCAGUCCAGCACGGCCACCAGUUCAAGCUCAGCUGGCGGGAGCAGCUCGGUGCGCCGCUUCUCCCUCGGAGGUCAGGGGCAGCAGCACGGGUGCUUGGUGUCGGCGUCUGCACCAAGCACCCGUGUCUUCACCUCCACACCCCAGCCGCUACUACCACCACCCCCUCCGCCCCCCUACACCUCCCCUGCAGCCUGCGUGCCAGGCGGCCGCCAGCACCCUCAUGCCCAGCUGCAGCUGCACCAGCCCAUGCACCCACACCAACAGCCUCACCUGGCCCAGGGCACAGGCUUCCUGCUGCCCCAGCAGUACUUCUUCCCCCUACAGCCGGAGCCCUUUUCCGGCGGGGCUAAGGGCUUUGCAGACUUUGGACAGAGCUGACGGGGCUUCCUUGGCAACGAGGAGGUGGAUUACAGGAGCACACUGUGGGACGUGAGUAGGGUCAUGUUCAUUAAGCACUAAACGGAAGAAAACAGACCGAAACAACAGGAAGGGACUACCUGUACCUGCCCAGUAUGAGUUUGUUUUAAAUCAGUGAACUGUACUGAACAUGACCCUGGUGUGUUUUGUGGACAGACACACAGUCAUCGGCUACCGGAAGGACUGCCCUGACAUGCACUGCAGUAGGCCUGUUGAAUGGAGACUGGGAGACAGGAGGCUGUGUUCAAGAUAAACCACGAGAAAGCUUCCUAGUCGAGCAGAGUACAUGAGAGUAUUGUCUCUCUAAAUUACAGGAAUGGAUUUCUGCUCAGAACAGACAGGACUGUUAAUUGGUCAAUAUUGUUUUCAAUGUUAUGCACUUUUUUAUAUAUACAUUUCUAUUGUAAACAAUAUUCUGUCUUCCCUUUCUCUUUUAAACACACUUUGGUUAAAUGGUGAUGUUAAAUUGUCACAACUUUUGUGGCAGCAACAUUAUUAAUAAGUGUUCUACACAUUUUGUUGCGAGCUGUUGGACAUUUAAUCAAAUUAUAAUUUUGACAAUUGCAAGCCCCUAUAAGAGGGGAAGGACUGACACCAAGUUGUGCAGUAGGGUGAACAAAGCCAAAGGAUGUACUGUGUGUACAGUGCUCACUGGCUGAACUAUAGGUUUGUUUAUAUUUAAUGAUAAUAUUAGUCAACACCAGUAUCUAAUUAGUAUUCUAAUGACUAAUUCUAUGAUUGUGAGUACUUGUCAUGCAAUGCUACAACUAGAAGACACUCAACAGUUGGUCAGUAUUUCCCGAAAA